UGGUUACUUCAAACCCCCUCCUGGUUUAAACCUCGUUUGUGAAUCGGGCCUGAGGGUCUGAGGUGAGGUACCAGGCCGGUGUAACGGCAGAUUUAGUCCUGGCAGAUACUAGGCACAGUAUCAGCCUGGACCAUCCAUAUAAACGUAGUCAAACUGAACCAAAUCUGCAUACAUCAAAACGCGGCAAACCCGGCAGAUAUACGGUUCCAAGUAUGAACGAUAUUCGCCGUAGAACGAUAUGCGCCGGCGGAUGAAACCCGUCGCUACACCAGCGCACAGGUCAAAGGUUGUUGGUAUCAGCAACAAAUGACGCGAAGUCGAAGAAUGUGGGCAAAGAGAAAAGUUUGAUAGUCUACUUUGUUUCCCCAAACAAUAUGAAUGAGCAGCCAAAAGUUUCAAAGCGGAUUACGCGUGAACUGGAGAGAUAUUUAAACAGAGAGAGGGUUCAACAUAGAUUUGACCCAUCUGGGCAAGGACUAGCCAGGACACAUCCACUGGUGGUAAACUUGGAGUUGGCUUAUUUGAUUGCCAGUGAGGAUGAAAAGCAGAAAGAAAGAGAGAAGCGUGGAGCAGAAUCACCUCGAGAUGAGGGGAAGAAAAACAAGAUUUUAUUGGAACAAGAUGCGAUGCCAAGGAUCAAGUCACUCCCAAAGAAAAAAAUUAGAGUUCAAGCAUCUGAGAUAGAGAGACUAGCCAAAAAUGCUCAAUCUACUUUGAAAAGCAUUGAUGCAGACAAGAUAAGUACAGUCUAUCGCUUCAGGCAACAAAUGAUUCCAUAUGAAGUUAGACAUCAGGGCAAAGUGAAGCAGAUCUCCACGAAUGUCCAUGCCAUGUUGAAUGCAGAAGAAGCAUGGAGGUAUAGGAAAGAAAAUGAUGAAAGAGAAAAAGUAAAGAAAUAUCGAGAGCAGCAGAAAGCUAAGGCAAAGGAGAAGGUUGCUCAGGAGGCUAAGGAGAGGGAAAUGGCAAAGCUACCACCAGGAAUCAGGAUGGAGAUAAAGCGCCAGCAGGAGAAGCAAAGUAAAACUGCUGUACUUGAAAAACUCCUUGAGCCUGAUCGAAGCAAAACAAGUUCACCUCGGUGCAGCGCUCCCAUAGAAUCUGAGGAUGGCUUUGCUGAUGCAGAGGAAAGCCUGUACGAGGAUGAUUUUGAAGAGGAGGAAGAGGGUGCAGAUGAUGAGAGGGUAGAAUGCUCCUCUGGAAAAGAACUUGAGAUGGUUGAUGGAGAUGACAUGACGAGUGAAGAUACUAUCAGUAGGAAAACAGAUGGCACCGAAUAUGAAGCCCCCAUUGCUGCUGUCACUACGGCCAACGAUGCAGGAAGUGUUUCCUCAUUUCCAUCUACCACCUUGACCUCGGCCACCUCUAGACCACAGAGCAAAAGAUCAACCCACCAGGAUCAAGAAGCAGCCGAAGCAUAUGAGGACGACAGCUUCGAGAGCGAUAACGACGAUGCGGAUGAUCAGAGCGUGUUCAUGACAGAUGUCAACCCAGGCAGUAUUACUGGAAGUAGAAACAGUUCAAGAGCUCCAUCACCUACAAAGUCAUCAGGUAGGCUGCACAAGGAGGACAUUACUGUCACUGAAGAGAAAAGCACCUCAGAAUCAAGCUGGAAGCAUGGUCACCAGGACCAUAUCGGAGGUCAGAGAGGCGAUAACCCUGGGUCAGGAGAUGUGAAGCGGCUGGCCAAUCAGCUUGCUCGAGCUGUUGUUAGGAAUACGGCUGAAGAGGAAGGUGUGUCCUACUCAUCCAUGUCUUCAAUCCAGACUGAUAGGUCAAAGGUCAAAGUUGUAGAUGUUGAACAGGCUGAAGAUGAACAAAGAAAUAGGCAGAUGACCCAAGAGUACACCAGAACGGAAAGCGUUGUCUCGUUGAGUGAUAGAGUGAAGAUGGACCUAGCGAAGGAAAGAGAUACUUGAAACAUAUUUAAAGUCACACUCGGGUUGAAGAUACUUAGUCACCCAUUGAGUGAUGGUUCUGAUGGAUAUCUGGGCCUAGUGACACAAAUGUUAGCAAUUACAUCAUUGCAUGUGCCUUUUCCUCAGUAGACUGAGGAACCAGUCAGAAAUGUUCUUUCAAAUAAGCAAUUAAUCGCUAUCCUUUGUGUUACGGGGCCCUGAGCAACAAAGAGCUAAAGAUGUUGAUAUUGUUACAAAUAUAGGCUGAACAUUUUGUCAAAGAUUAAAAGCUCAAGGUCAAAACUGGUUGCUGUUUACAU
Lytechinus variegatus (green sea urchin) is the source of this 2215-nucleotide messenger RNA. RefSeq names its product inner centromere protein A-like. Lineage: Eukaryota; Metazoa; Echinodermata; Echinoidea; Temnopleuroida; Toxopneustidae. The coding region runs from base 375 to 1916 and encodes 513 amino acids. The record is from RefSeq and is a predicted model, not a curated record. The transcript is spliced from 8 exons.